CAUCGGUUAUUUUCUUUUUCUUUUUCAUCAGGUAAUUUCAGAUUCCUAGAAGCAAUGGUAAUCUCGAAAUGCUCCGAAAUGGAAAAUGUCCACGACAACCAAGGAGAUACACUUUAUCAUCUCGUUUGUGCCGGAAAGAAGUGCACAGAAAAAAAAUGUAACGCGAUCAAGAUUCUUCGGAAGGCCAACAUAAACCCGAAUCUACCCAAUAGGAAGAACAUGCUUCCCUUGGACAUGGUUAACAAGAGUGAUUCCCGUUGGAAAAUGAUAAAUAAUGUGAUGAAAAAUUAUACUUCCAACAGUUCUAUUCAUUCUUCCUCCGAGGUAGAACCUGAAAAUACACCCGGCCAUGAACAUUAUCACGAAGACCUUUUUACAGCUAACGAAGACCAGUCAGUUGCUGGUGAACCGUUUUUGAAAGAAGAGGAGACUUCUUUGCCAAAAAAAGUUCUCCAGAUAUGUAAGACUGAUGAUAAAGAGCAACACAAAAUACAAAUGCGACAAAGAAUUGCCGCCCUGAUAGAUGCUUUGUCACCCAUUGCAGCGUUUGUUCCGGUAGAAACAGUUGAAGAACAGGAGGACAAUGAUAUGCUGGAUAACUCCUUUGUGGCUCCAGAUAAUACAGACCAGGACAAAAAACAGCAGCAAGACGAACUGGCUCCAACACCCUCGGACACCUCGGACAAACAGAGUGAAACAGAAGAAAAUGAAUACGAGUUGGCGGAAGACGACGCGGAGACUGAAAUUGACUCCCAAUCCCCAUUUGAGGACCUACUUUGGGAAGUCGACUGCACCGAUCGAGUGUGGAAAAAAAUGAGAAGCAGAAACGUUGACAAUAAGACGCGGAAGCAGUUUGUGAACAAAAUUAGAAUGUUAGCCAAUGGUAGAUGGAACAAUGAGAAACUUUGCAAGAGGCUAGAAGGAGUCUCCAAGAAGGAGGGUAUCCAGCUCUACGAGACAAGAUUAACCAGAGGUCAUCGAAUACUUUGGGAAAAAACUAUCGCUUUUUCUGGCAGACUAAGUGACGAUCCUGAGAAUCGCUUAAAGGAGGGAACUUCAGGAGGUAGAAUCUACACAGAGAUCAUCCGUGUUUGGGACAUUGUGUUAGAUCAUGACAAGAUUGCACGUUCAGUUGAACACAUCGUUAAGUCGCGUGACCGAGGAAUGGAUUGCCUUGUUAAAAAGAGACUGAAAGGUAUAUCUGUGGAAUCUAGAAACGACAGCACACCAUCAUCUGAGUGCAUACCCAACAAGUACGUGGAAAUAGAAGAUCUGAAUCACUCUACCCAGCCGCUGAGUAAGAACGAUGUUAAAGACAAAACGUCAAAGAGUGAAGAUUUUUCCCACAGUUUCUUUCCACCUGCAAGUUCAAAUGAACAAGAGUAUCACAUUCUCAAGUUUUACACGUUUAAUACACCACUCGCCAGAUCAGUUUUAGAGAGCGAUACCUCCACAAAAGUGGACUUCCCCUUUAAGAUUACAGAGCUGGAACAUGCUGUCGUUAAUCUCCAGCCCAAACCACGAACAUCCAUCAUUCUCUUGGGUCGUAGUGGCACCGGCAAAACCACCUGCUGUCUCUACCGCCUGUGGGUUAAUUACAAAACAUACUGGGAAAGUGCAGCAACUGCCGGUCCCUACAUUUUGAAACAUCCGUAUCAUGUGAAGUCCCUUGAAUGUAGCACUGAACAAGAACCUCUACAGAGAUCAUCUGAACAGGGAGCAUGUGGACAAGACGUAACAACACUGGCUACAAAACUUCAUAGAGUUGACGACUAUGAUGAUUCCUGCAUUGAUGAAAGCACACAGCAUCAUUCAAACGAGACACAUGGAUACGAAAAUUCACAUGUACAUCUUUCUAAGCCAGGGUCUCAAUGUGAAGAUUAUAUCUCUGAUGAAUCAGAGGCCGCUGGCCUUUGCGAUCACUUGCAUCAGAUAUUCAUCACGAAGAACACAGUUCUCUGCAGUGAAGUUGAAAGAAACUUCAACGAACUUAGUCGAGCAUUUUCGGCUGGGGAACAGCGUCUACGAUUUGAAGACCAACCAACCCCGGCAAGAAUUCAAGACGUUGCUGAAGAAAAAUGGCCACUUUUUGUAAGCUCAAGGGACUGGCUUUUGAUGCUAGAUGCAUCACUUCCCGGCGAAACAUUUUUCAAGCGUACCGAGGAUGGAAGCCUAGCGCUAAAGAUAGAAGGAUGGGGAGAGGACAGUACUCAUUUACACUUCAUUCCAGAUACAGAAUCAGACGAAGAAAGUGAUGAGCAGAAGGACGAAGAAGUUUCAAAAACUGAAGAGGAUAACGACGAACCAAUAGAAACAAGGAAAGAGCCUAAAAGUAAAAGGGACCCAAGAAGAGAAAUUACUUACCAAGUUUUUCAAAAUGAAAUUUGGCCAAAGAUGAAGAAGACCUUGAAGGAAAAAGAAAAAAAUGACUACAAUCCAACUCUGGUUUGGACAGAAAUUAGAUCUUUUAUAAAAGGUUCUGACGAGGCCCUGAUGAGUGAGAGUGGAUUCCUUUCACUCAAGGACUAUGAGACUCUUGGUAAAAAAAAGGCACCAAACUUUUCCGCGGAUAGAAAAGUAGUGUACGAACUUUUCCGUGAGUACCAACUUCAGCGCUUGCGGAAUGGGAUGUUUGACGAAGCAGACCUAGUGUUCAAUAUUCAUCGACGUCUACAAAGAAGCCCUGUUCCCGAGUGGUCAGUUCACCGUUUUUACGUUGACGAAACCCAAGACUUCACCCAAGCAGAGUUGUCAAUAAUAAUUCGUUGCUGUCGUUUUCCAAAUCUUUUGUUUUUUACUGGCGACACAGCGCAGAGUAUCAUGCGAGGGAUUGCGUUUCGAUUUAAUGAUCUCAGAACGUUAUUCCAUCGCAAUAAAGAAGAAGCCAUCAAGGAGGGGAAACCGGACGAUUUUAUUCGUGUCCCAAAGCUCUAUCAACUAACACACAACUAUCGAUCACACGCGGGAAUUCUUCGUCUAGCCUCAAGUGUCGUAGAUUUGCUGCUCCAUUACUUUCCUGAUUCAUUUGAUCGCCUCCAAAAAGAUGAAGGUUUAUUUGAGGGACCUAAACCGGUGCUAUUAGAAGCCUGCAGUCCCACGGACCUCGCCCUGAUUCUUCAAGGAAAUCAGCGACAUUGGUCCAGAAUUGAAUUUGGAGCUCACCAGGUAGUUCUUGUGGUUUCUAAUGAGGCCAGAGAGGCAAUGCCAGAUGAGCUUAAGCAGGGGCUAGUGAUGACCAUCUAUGAAGCAAAGGGACUGGAGUUUGACGACGUUUUGAUUUACAAUUUCUUCAAAGAUUCUCAGGUAAGAGAGGUACAGUUCUUCCAUUACUUAGAUAACAACUUGAGAAGUAAAAGAAUAUUACUUUUGAUUGAAUUACCAGACUGUCAAAUUAUUGCAUGCCACAUAUAGUUUGUUUACCAAUGACAUGUUAUUGUUAAUUUGAGUGAAUACUACGAGCAAAAAUGUUACGAGAAGGAUCACAUACAUGUAAAGGUAUUUUGUUAUAAAAAAGGGGCUAUCAAAGUAAAGUUUGGUUACGGAUCCUGUUUUGAAUGCAGCUAUAUCAAACUGUGAGUGUUUGGCAUGAAGCAUACAAUUAACAGUUAUUGAAUGAGGCUGAGUAUCUUAUGAAGAAUUAUGGAGAUCGAGGAGGGUGUUAUCCGUCGAGGCCGUAGGCCGAGGCGGAUAACACCCUCCGAGAUCUCCAUAAUUCUUCAUAUGACACGAAAGCCGAAUUCAAUAACUGUUUUAUUAUUCAUUCAAAAUAAUUCCUAGUUUAAAAACAUAGCUAAAACAUGCUUACCUCCAUCGAUCCAUCGAUGUUCAGUUCAUCUUCGAUAGUGUGCGUUUAGGUUUGUCCAGCUCCGCAAAUAUUCUCCAAAUAGCAGAUGUCGCCCUUCAAGUUGUCUUCUUGCUGUUCUUGCCAUGUUUUUAGCUAUGUUUUCGCCUAGUUCUUACUCUUGAAACGAGUGAAAUGUCCGUCAUUUUUUCAAGUUCACAACCAAAACAACUCAACCUCAUCCCCAGGUCUUCUCGGUUAACGGUGCCUUAACCUGCGAAAACGCUGCGUUUUUGACGUCAUUUCCUCGUUAAGGUCAAAAUUCUUCCAAAUUUGGUUAUCAGUCACUGGUUAUGGUGAAUUAAACGUGUGCUUUUAGCCAAUCAGAAUCGGGGAAAUAUUUUGAAUGAAUAAUAAUUAGCAAUUAAUAAAUGAGGCUGAGUAGGAUAUGAAGAAUUAAGCAGAUCGAGGAGGGUGUUAUCCACAGAGGCCGAAGGCCGAGGUGGAUAACAUCCUCCGAGAUCUGCUUAAUUCUUCAUGUCUUACGAAAGCCGAAUUCAUUAGUUGCUUUAUUAUUCAUUCAAAAUAAGUCCUAGUUUAAAAACAUAGCUAAAACAUGCUUACCUGCAUCGAUGUUACUUUUAUCUUCGAUAGUGUACGUUUAGGUUUGUCCAGCUCCGCAAAUAUUCUCCAAAUAGCAGAUGUCGCCCUGCGAGUUGUCUUCUUGCUGUUUUUGCUAUGUUUUGCCCAUUAUUUCGCCCAGUUCCAGCUAUAGUUCUUACUCUUGAAACGAGUGAAGUGUCCGCCACUUUAGUUUCCCCAGGUCUUCUCGGUUAACGGUGCAUUAACCUGUGGAAGGCUGCAUUUUUGACGUCAUUUCCUCGUUAAACACAAAAUUCUUCCAAAUUUUGUCAUCAGUAACUGGUUAUGGUGAAUUAUGCGUGUGCUUCUAGCCAAUCAGAAUCGGGGAAAUAUUUUGAAUGAAUAAUAAUUGGUAUUAUUGACUCGCAGGGAGCAACGAUGGCACAAGAGUGAGAGCAGUAGCCUCCCACCAAUGUAGUUCGGGAUCGAGUCCCAGUGCCGACGCCUUAAGUGGGUUAAGAUUAUUGUCGUACUUUUCCCCCUCUUCCCAAAGACUAAAGUUCCAUUCUGAUAUGGAAAGCAUGCCCAAUUUUGCUGAGGGCAUUUCAACGGCCACUGCUUUGUCAGUAAUUUUCUCUAAAAUAGGUUUUUAUCAUACUAGGCUGGAAAAGAAUGGAGAGUUGUUACAAGUUUUGUGGAACAACAAAACAUGGCCAGCGCCUCUAGUUCAACUGGGCUGACAGAGAUAACUGAGGAAAACGUCCAGAUGAAACCCUCGCGUCCCCUUGAAUUUAAUCCUGAAAAGCACAAGGUUUUAAAUUCUGAAUUCAAGUUUCUGUACACUGCCAUUACUCGAGCGAGGGUGAACAUUUGGUUCUUCGACGAAGACGAGGGAGCUCGUGCACCGGUGUUCGAAUAUUUCCGCAGACUGAAGCUGGUUAAUGUGGUGACGUUAGAAGAUCAGGGGAAGGGGACAGGUCAACUGGCUAGCAUGUUUGCUGUUAAGUCAACACCAGAAGAAUGGCGAAAAGGGGGAAUGCGCUUUUACAAGAAGAGAUUGUGGGUAGCAGCGAUACAGUGUUUCACAUUUUCUGGCGAUAUGUUAAUGCUCCAGAAAAGUCAAGCACAACAACAGGCAGCAGAGGCCAUCAAGUUCCGUUCUACAAACCGCCAAAUGAUGCGAGACGAGUUCCUGCGCGCUGGUGAAAGCUUCCUGCAAUGUGAAAUGUAUGACAAAGCUGCGAUUUGCCUGAACAAUGCACGAGAAUGGACUCUUUUGGCCAAGCUUUACAAAAAAACGGGGAAGGUAAGUAUGGAAUGAUAUGCCUAUGCAGACUUUGUGGCACUUGAAGACGGUAUGCGUUUGUCUACUUUGCGUACUUGAAUACUAGUACUCUAGGAGCAGCAUGGAAAUGUAUUUGCCGUAAAUAUAUUUAAUCUGAAUGGUCAAUAAAAUAAGGCUGACAUACCAAUACUGCCAAUGUUAUUAUUGAAACUCUGUUAGACAAAUUUGAUCGCUAACAUUUCUCGUUUUCUUGACUUCUAGUAUCAAGAUGCUGCUCGACUCUUCAAAAAGAAAGGAUUGUAUCAAGAAGCCAGCAGAUGCUUUGAAUCGCAGAACAACUACCGUGAUGCCGUCGAAACCUUGUGCUUGGCAGGCUGUAUUGAGGAAGCUUUAAACGCCAUGGAGCGUUUCCAAAUCCUCUCUUCAAGUGUUGAUUUGGAGGGGAGACAAGGAAUUAUUCCACCCAAAACUACUCGUACUGUGGAAAGGAUGCGUCAUCAACUGGCUGACAAGCAUUUUAAGGAAGGAAACAAGGAAAAAAUGGAGGAAGUUCUUCGACAUCUUCCAUCUACCACCGACCGCAUUACAUUCUUGAAGAGACGUGGGUGUGUAAUUGAGGCAGCUAGAGUAAUGGGAGAAGAAGGAAAGAGAGAUGAAGCUGCGUCUCUUUUGAGAGACGAAGGAAUGUUUGAGGAAGCAAUCGAGUAUUCAAUUCAUUCUAAGUUUACCGCUGACUGUCUCCUAUCACAAGCUCGAACAACAAAGAAUAAAAUAGAUAUCCCGGGGAUUCUUAAAAAGGCUCUGGCGAAGUAUGAAGAAUGUACAGACCUCACAGGCCAGGCGGAGGUAUUGCUAAUGCUGGGUCAACAAUCAGGCGAGGUUGAAAAAAUACAGGAAGCUGGAAGAUUGUUUGAGAAGUGCAAAAAUUACUGUGGGGAAGUAGAGAGUUUAACACAGCUGCUCAAGACAACAUGUUUCUCGCCACCAGAAAGCUUUAGUCAGUGGAUCAUUGUAAGGGCUUUAGAGAGACUUCUACGUCUUAUCACUCUCUUGUACAAGCCUAUCAAGCAGCGUUCAUUGCGGGAGCGUAGUGAAGUGGAAAAGUGCGAGGAGCACUUUGGACUUUUCAGAACUGAAACUGAACGACAAAAGGCAUAUUUUUGUAAACAAGGUGGGAGAUUCUCCGACGUAGAUCCUGACUUUGUCCAGCGCCAUGCUUCUAAAAGUAAGGCGAUCAUUGACACAGCCGAGGCCCACCUGAAGAUUGGUCGGUUUCUGAUAAAUUCAUCCUCAAAACUCACAUUUAUGAUUCAAAAGAUGUUAGAAAACACUUUUGCUAAAAAUUCUCUGUGCAAGAAGUUAGCCGAGGGAAUUUUUUGUGGCGAUUCAAGUUGUACCUAUCAGCACAAAGAUUCAGAAGAACGUUUUAAAAAACGCUUUCAUGCCUUGUUCAACUUCGUGUAUCUGGAAUCAGUUGUUGAGAAAAGCAUUUCAGAGAUGACUGCUAACAAGAUUGGAAACGACAUUUCUCCGUUAAUUGACAGGGACUUCCAGAAAUUCUCUACAUGUCAACGUUUUUAUACCUUUUUGUUUCCCCCCUCUGGCUGUCGCAGCUAUCACCUCACCUGGCCACUCGUUCGUAAUAUUAGGAUAACCAAAGCGGUGAACAGACGUAUUUUGCAGUUCGCAAACUUCUUAUGGGAAGGGACGCCCGAGGAAAAACGCCGUUCAGACACGAACAACUUUCUGAAAGUUUCAUCUUCUCUGCAGCUGAUUGGGUCUUCUUCGUUUAUGGUGGAUUGGAUUUGCGAAGAGGAGAACAAGUUUCAGACAAAGGCAGGAAAGUCAAAAAAGCCGACUAUUUUUCAGUUAUCGAAGAAUGGAAUGGUUUUCAACAAGGGUAAUGGUCGUUGCGAAAGCUAUCUUCAGUGGUGGGAGGACGGCAAGAAAAGGCUAUACGUGCGUGGUGAUGUGGCAAACGCAGCCCACCUGAUUGUAAGACGCUUCCUCACCCUUACAGCCAAGCGAAGUGGUAUGAUCUAUCCAUCAAUUGCCAACACAGUGAUGAUUUUAGAGCACCAGCUGACUGCCUGUCUUGCACUAUACACCAGAUUGUGUACAGAGUACCAAUUUCCGAUUUGUUUGCCAGGAAGCUAUUUAACCAUGGUAAGGCUUUGGGACAGCUUCAUACCAAGUGUCGAAAGGGGCACCUUUACCCUGUAUGAGGCAGUUGAGCAUAAUGUUAGACAAGAGAGAAAUAUACCAAGACUGCUUAACACCAUCCGUUCACUUUUGAUCUACAUGGUGGAGUUGACAUGUGGUAAAGUGGCUUCAUUGUUUGACGUUUUGGGAGACGCCCUGAGUUCUAACGAAACCCCAACAUACAGCACUUCUGGAGAAUCUGAAAGGACCCUGGUACUCUUCCUUACCAUGCUUUGCAAUUGUGGAAAAGGGAUUUCUCCUUCCGUAGAGGGCAUCUUACUGGGAAAAGUCCUCAAUAUCACGCCAAAUGCUUGCCUUCCAAACCGCUUAAAGAACAUGCUAGGUGCAGUCCAAGAGGCCAGAGGAUACCGAGACGUCGUAAAAACGUUGAGUGAAUUUUUACAGAGUCGGGGCGAGGUAUUUUAUGAUCUUCGUUGGCAUAACGGUAAGCUUUGGUUUGAUAGACCAGUCAAUCCGAGCAAUUACCGUCAAAGUUUUUAUAACGAUUUAUCCAAGAUGCGUGAAGAAUUACGACAGGCGCAAGUACAAAGUCCCCAAUAUGGAGAAGCAGGUGACUCACACAAUGUUGGCUCAGACGUAGAUCUUGAUGCGACUAUAGACAACAUGGAAGUGAGGUAUACAGAGGCAGAAUUGAAAGAGAAAGAGGAUGCUAGGAAAGAAGUAGCUGCCAAGAAAGUCCAAAGGUGGUACAAAGGACUAAGGCAAGCAAAAGUUGAGCGAGCUACAAAACUAGCGAGGUUAAAAUCUAUGGAAGAACAAAUGGUGGUAACGAAUGCUGCUGAGGAACACUUUUUGAGGUUUAAAGUGGACUUGUCAGCUUGCGGAAUAUGUGGAACAAACUUCAAAUCAUCAACAGAUGAUCAUCCAGUAAUGAAUCAGGAGGAUCAUGAAGGUGGAUCACUUUGAUUACUUAUUUCUGUUAUUCCUUGAAUCCACUCGUCUACCACUUUCUUGUCGGCCCACCUUUCCUCUCUUCAUUCGUUCACCCAGCCAUUCGUCCACCCAUGCGGUCAACCAUUAAUAUAUUCUGUCAUCCUUUAAUACCAUUAUUUGUUCUUUUUCUCAUUCAUUUACAUCUGUGCAUACUGUACACUUGUGAAUCUGUUCAUACGUUCUUAGCUCUCUGAAUUUUUGUUAACUUUUUCGUUUUAGGAGACACACCAAAUGAGGAGAUUGAGACAUUAGAAGCCCACGAAAAAACGUGGGCUCAUGCGAAAAAAGAAGAAGAAUUCCAGCUGUAUAAAGAGAUCUACUUAGUAGAGAUCCAUCCCUGUUUGAUGAAAGAAGAAGAGCUUCGAAAAAUGGCGGAGAAUAUUUCUUCAUCUGCUAACAUAGAUCUUGAUUUAGAGCGUCUGGAAACGCCUCUGUCUGUAGUAAAGAAAAGAGUGCAGUCUAUUGAGGCAUCACUGGACUGGGCAAAUACCAGUUUGCUUCAAACCGCAGUAAACGAACUAGAAGCUACACUGCAAGAAACAUCCAUACUGUUGGAGGAAGGUAUA
Messenger RNA from Porites lobata, 9370 nucleotides. The record is from the annotation of a GenBank genome assembly. NCBI's taxonomy places the organism in Eukaryota, Metazoa, Cnidaria, Anthozoa, Scleractinia, Poritidae.